Molecule: messenger RNA, 192 nt
Organism: Prunus armeniaca (apricot)
Lineage: Eukaryota; Viridiplantae; Streptophyta; Magnoliopsida; Rosales; Rosaceae
Source: the annotation of a GenBank genome assembly
AUGGGAGAAUCGACAACUCAGGUAUCAGGGCGAAAAACACCCGAAUCCUUGGCCGUUUCCAGCUUGACCAUGCCGAACGGCAAGGGAGGGUCUGAGCUUCCUGACGAUCCUCGGGACGAAGGCGCCAUGCCACAAGCUUUACCCGUCGAAGAGCUAGAAACGAUAUCCACUUUCGACACACAGAGGGAUUGA